Molecule: messenger RNA, 2867 nt
Organism: Cannabis sativa
Lineage: Eukaryota; Viridiplantae; Streptophyta; Magnoliopsida; Rosales; Cannabaceae
Product: protein NUCLEAR FUSION DEFECTIVE 4
Exons: 3
Coding region: 762-2549 (595 amino acids)
Cellular component (GO): membrane
Source: RefSeq, a predicted model, not a curated record
AGGCCCAAGUUGACCUAGUUGAGAUAUAAUUUAGAUUUUGUACGUGCAAACGCCUAAACUAGAAAUUCAUUGUCACCCUCUUCAAAAACAGGGUGUCACAACUCACAACCACACCACCACCACCACCACAUUGCCCUAUCUAUCAAUCAAUCAUCCAUGCUCAUGGAGUUUAUCUUUCCUACUUUUUUACCAAACAAAAUCUAAUUUUUCUUUGUUAUAAAUAUUUUUAAUUUAUGAUUGUAUUAGUCUCAGCUAUAUAAGAUAGAGAAAGUAGUAUACUAAUUUGUUACGUUGUUAUUGUUGUUUCUUUCACUGUUCUUCUUUCGUCGUUUUCUAUAUUGUAUUAUAUUAUAUAUAUAAACUUUAAACUAUAAAGCAUCAAGCUUUUGCUCGCAUGUGGCUAAACUCGAUCUGGGAAAGUGGCAAAAGCCGUAAAUUUAACCAUUGGCAGUUGCUUUCUUUGUAAACUGUUUUUGUUUUUUAAUCUGAUAUAUAUUAUUGUUAUUUAUAUAUUGCCAAAUUAAAAACCGGCCACAGCUCCAUGAUCGGUGACCAGAGGCAGAACAUAUUUCAUUAGCGUCACCAUCAUCAAGUUCGCUCCUUUUAUUACCUCAUAUACUCUCUCUUCUUCAUAAAAAAGAUAAAAAGAAGAAGAAGAAGAACCCUUUUAAGGAUAUAGUAUACUACCACGAGAAAGAAGACAACAAAAUAUUCCCAGAAGCCAAACAGAGGAAUUGGAGAGAAAGUUUUGAUUUUGUUUGAUGGGUCAUUUACAGGAGAAGCUGAGAGGGUUUACAAACAACAGAUGGCUCGUUUUUGUGGCUGCAAUGUGGUUACAAUCGGCGGCUGGGAUUGGAUAUUUGUUUGGGAGCAUAUCUCCGGUCAUAAAGAGCUCUUUGAAUUAUAAUCAAAGACAGCUAGCCAGGCUUGGUGUGGCUAAGGAUCUUGGAGAUUCUGUUGGGUUUUUUGCUGGAAGCUUGAGUGAGAUGUUGCCCAUGUGGGCUGCUCUUCUUGUUGGGGCUUUAAAGAAUUUUUUUGGGUAUGGUUGGGUUUGGCUAAUUGUUACUGGAAGAGCUCCUGUUUUGCCUUUGUGGGCUAUCUGUGUUCUUAUAUUUAUUGGGACAAAUGGUGAGACAUACUUCAAUACAGCCUCUCUGGUUUCCUGUGUUCAAAACUUCCCGAAAAGUAGGGGUCCUGUGGUGGGUAUUUUGAAGGGAUUUGCAGGCUUAAGUGGUGCAAUUUUGACUCAAAUAUACACUAUGAUCCACUCACCAGACAAAGCUUCUAUUGUUUUCAUGGUUGCAGUUGGUCCAACCUUGGUUGGUAUUGCUUUAAUGUUUAUUGUUAGACCUGUUGGAGGUCAUAAACAGGUUCGAGCAUCGGAUGGCACCAGCUUUACAAUAAUCUACAGUGUGUGCAUACUAGUGGCUGCUUAUUUGUUGGGGGUCAUGCUAGUUCAAGAUCUAGUUGAUGUGAGCCAUAAAGUGAUCAUUAUAUUUACAGUGAUCUUGUUCAUCAUUCUCCUAGCUCCUAUUGUCAUUCCUGUGUGGUUGAGUUUCUCUCCAGACUCAAGAGUACCGGAAGAAGAGGCACUCCUAGCUCGGCCUAAGAAAGAGGGAACUGAUUCAGGUGCUACUAGUGAUAGUGAGGCGAUAUUGAGUGAGCUUGAAGAUGAGAAGCCUAAGGAAGUGGACUUGCUUCCAAGAUCAGAAAGACAAAAGAGAAUAGCUCAAUUGCAAACAAAAUUACUACAAGCAGCUGCUGAAGGAGCUGUGAGAAUCAAGAGGAGGAGAGGUCCACACCGAGGGGAAAACUUCACCUUGACGCAAGCUAUUAUUAAAGCUGACUUUUGGCUUAUUUUUGUGUCACUUAUGUUAGGUUCUGGAACUGGCUUGACAGUAAUUGACAACUUGGGUCAGUUGAGCCAGUCUCUCAAUUAUGACAACACACAUAUUUUUGUUUCCAUGAUCAGUAUUUGGAACUUCUUAGGCCGAGUUGCAGGUGGUUACUUCUCUGAGAUUGUAGUCAGGGAUUAUGCUUAUCCAAGACCAGUAGUAAUGGCUAUGGCUCAAUUUGCUAUGGCAUUUGGCCAUCUCUAUGUUGCUUUCGCAUUGCCUGGAGCACUAUAUGUUGGAACCAUAGUAAUUGGUGCUGGUUAUGGUUUUCACUGGGCAAUUGUACCAGCUACAGCCUCAGAAUUGUUUGGCUUGAAAAGUUUCGGUGCUUUGUACAAUUUUCUCACAAUGGCAAACCCUGCUGGAUGUCUAAUCUUCUCUAGCCUCAUUGCUGGCCCUCUAUAUGACCGCGAAGCAGAGAAGCAAGCUCAUGGGCGAAACCUCCAGCAACAGUUUAUAGGAUCAAUCUUCUCAGGCGUGCUUGGACCGAACGAUCCACCAGCAUGUGAAGGUUCAGUAUGUUUCUUCACAACUUUGGUAAUACUAUCUGGCUUCUGUAUUCUUGGAGUUGCCUUAAGCAUGAUUCUUGUGUAUAGAACUAAGGCAGUAUACACACACCUCUAUGGGAACUCCCGUUCAGCGCCAGUUUCAUAAUCGGUUGGUUUAUCAUUUGUCUGUAUAAUUUGUCUAGAGUAUGUUUCCAUGUGUUUGUUAAGACUAUAUCAGAAGAAAGAAUGAUGUUUUUGGGAAGAUAUAGUCUUAAAAAAGUUUUCCUCUAGAAGUGGGAGCCAUAAACCAAUACAGUUUUUUCCCUUUUGUCUAUUUUGUUCAGUGAUUAAACAACUCAUUAUUGAGUCUUUUUCAAUUUUUUUGGUAUUCUUUCCAUUUCAAUUUUGUGCUCUCUUGAGCUCAUAUGAUAGCUGUAUCCAUUAUAUAUUGAAUGAGUAAGUAAAAAGAUUGAUAUUUUCUUCA